Molecule: messenger RNA, 3516 nt
Organism: Amoebophrya sp. A25
Lineage: Eukaryota; Dinophyceae; Syndiniales; Amoebophryaceae
Source: the annotation of a GenBank genome assembly
AUGUCCGCGAGUCUUGCCCGCACCCCUGGCAUGGAUAUGGAAGAUGGCGAAUACCACGUCGUCGAUAAGGAUGCCGAUCCGAGCGCAUCCUUGUCCACGGCUCGACUCGGUGCGGGCGGAACAUCAGCAGGUCCCAAAACGAAUUCACCAGCACUAUCGUCAACGGUCGCCAUGAAUUCUACGAGCACAACGACUGGUCUGGGUCUUGGCUCGGAAACACCUCAACAGGAACACCAAGAGAAGUAUUCUGCUUCGUCUCUAGCGUCUUCUCCUGGAGAAACGAGUGCUAUCAUCAAUGGAGCGGCAAAUAGAAGUAGUGCGCCGACGAGCAGCACGACGGCGGCGGGCAUGGCGCAGGAUCCCGAACCUACGCGAGAAGUGGUGGACCCAGGUGGAGCUGGAUUGCCGGCAUCAACGCCGUCGUCCUCUAGAGUCUCCUCGCCUGCUGGCAGCGUUGCCAAAACUAAGGUGAGUGUCUCCUGCCAAGGCUGCGGCAAACAGACCAAUUCAGAACUGUGCUGUCCAACUUGCAACAGUUUUGGCCGAAGUAGCUUCUUCUGUACGCAGGACUGUUUCCGUCAAAACUGGGCAGUCCAUAAGCGUUUGCACGUCCUCUUGCAGCAGCAAAAAGACCUGGCGGGACAGUUUCCUCAAACGGAACCUGCGACACCGUCAUCGAGCAUGGGCGGCAACACACCGGGGUCAGAGUCUAGAAAGUGUCUGGACGAAAGCUGUGGCGAUACUUCUUCCACACCCAGGAAUGACGUCUUUCAGAACGAAGGGCUGCUGAAGCGAGGAGGGCAAAGCAUCGGGCUUUCCUCGCUGCGAGAGAAGAUGUUUCACGCAAGCACGCCAGGAGGUGUGCCGACCUCACGAUCCUCUCAAGACGAAGAGGACAUCGACGAGAGCAAGAACAAGCCCUUGUCGCACAUGAUGCGAGCGUUGGUGAGCCAACCCUUCAUCAGCAACGUGCUCCAGCAACUUCCCGCACCGCUUGUGUCUGGCGGCGCUGCCUUGAUGAAUGGGGCAACCGGGAGCAGGCUGGCGAGUCCCCGCACGCCAGGGGGACCGAUCUUGCCAGGGACUCGCUCCGAUGGGAGUUCCUCAGGAGCAAGCAGCAAAAACAUCUGGGCAGGAGGCAUGAUCAAUUUUAACGUGCCUCAUGAAACGCUGACAAAAAAUGGAGACGGUGGCGCUGGAGGAUCAUCGCGUUCGACGUUCUACAUUUCGCCUGGAGGUGCAGCUCUUGGUCGGAGCGCUGCGGGUUCCGCACCUGGUUCGCAACACGGAGUAGUGCGGUGUUUCCUCGGCUUCUGCAGCGCUUUGGCUAGUGCGCCGCGCCCCCUGCGCUUGCUCCUUCUCGGCGUCGGAUUGGUGUUUUCCCUCUACGUGUAUGUCACUCGAUGGUUAGCAUCCCCUGAGAUGAACGGUGUCUUGUCGGCGAAGCCAGUUGGGCCACCGAUUGCAGGUCAGGACGCGACGAAAACGAAAACAUCCUCGUGGUCUGCAACUGUGAUUACGAUGGAUAUCAUUUUUGAUAAUCAUGCGUAAUCAUUUUCAUUUCGUUCUGGAUUUUCACCGCAUCGCGCACUAUGCGCUUGUUUCUUGCUCCUGGAAUCGCGUAUCUCUUAUGUAUUUCAGGAGCGUCCUUCGCGCUGCAUCCCGAUAUUUACAGUAUGCUUUCGGGAGAACAAGAAAUGAGCUGUUUUUUUGACCAGUACUAGCACUAGCACAGAGACGAGUAUAAUACAUCUCAAGAACAAAUGUGCUCACGCAGUCUCUAAGAUUAGCAAGACGCAUGGUCAGGACCUAUCGGCAGGCAUGCAGGAGAUGCUGAAUCGCUUAGACGAACAAGAAAAGCGUAUCGAAAAGCUCGAGAAGCACCUAAACCUUGGCAAAUUUGUCGACGAAUUCACCGGUGUCUCGGGGCAGCCGAGAUUGAAAGUCAAGUCGUUGUCGAGCAGUGCUAGCACAGGAGUGGCGUCCUUUGGUCCUUCACCUACAGCAGACUCCACGACGCGGGAAACGCACGCCACUGAGCCGAUGUUCCAACAGCAGCAGCAGCAGCAGCAGCAGCUAGUACCUCAGGCGACUGCAUCAGGACAAGUCCCGGACAGUGCUGCUGCUGGCGCGAACACACUGGUUAUUCAUGAUGAGUCACAUCGGCAGAUGAAUUUUCAGGCGGCCACAUUUUCUGAUGUUGUUGCUACAACGGCAAGCACAGCAUCGUUCGCAGCCCCAGGUGCUACCUCCUUUGCCGCUCCUGCAGCACAUCAAAGUGCGCCUGCAACUACCAUCAAAACAUUUCCCGGAGCACCGGUUCCAUCUUCAGUCGAAACGGCACUAGUCGCUUCAACGACAACAUCCAGCAGCGGUGAUCCUUCCUCGCUGUUUGCCGCCGCAGGACAAGCAAAGCCAGAGUCCUCCAGUGUCGCGUUCGCAGCUCCUAUGCUUCAGCAGGCUGCCUUCGUGACCGAUGCAGCAGAGCCGCACCGUCAAGGCCAUGCGCCGCGAUCUUCAAGUGUAUUUGCUAUUAAUGAUUUUUCCCACCUUUAUGUAACAGCUGCAUUCAUGCCCGACUGAUAACGAAAAAUUUUUGUGGCACAGAAAGCUCCCACCUCCUCGGAGGCGUCUGUAAGGCGAUUGUAGCGAGAAUAAAUUCCACAUGACGAAAUCAAGAUGCUGGUUCGUAGUUGUACUACUCAGAGUAUUUUUUACCCUUACCAAGACGAGGAGGAGUGGUUUCGGCAUAUUGAAGAUGUACAAAAACCGUCAUUGCGAUUUCCAUAGGAUUCUGAUGAAGAAAGUCAGAACCAACAUUCAGAACGGAAAUUUUCAAAAUGCCCAAGAAUUAGAAUCAUCUCCUUACAUGACUCUGAUGCAGGGUGUUGCAGGCGCUACGCCAGCAUUUACCGCGUGGGAUCAUGUGCCAGAACUAGGUGGAGGACGCCAGGCCCCGGGGUCAUUCGUCGGGGUUGUAACUGCAGAAAAACCAGCAGACGACCCGUCACACGACGCUGCGACUGAUGUUAUUCCGUGAGCUCAUCUUUACUGGUUGGUGAUUGCUCGGGCUUCUUUUUGGUUACUUAUGUAUCAUCAUGAUUUGAUGAUUGUGAAUCAUGACAAGACCUGGGAUUUUGAUGCUGAGCUCGUAUUUUAUUUUAUGAUUGUAUGCGCAACACCAACAUUUUUAUUUUCAUAUUAAAAAGAAGAUGAAGAUAAUGAUACGUAGUACUCGAGUCUGUUCGAUUGAUAAAGUCAUCCAUCCAUUUGCGUCCUCACCUGAGUUUGCAAACCACCAUUAGUUCAUGUUGCAACAACUUGUAUUCUCUUGUCACCAGUAAAACUCUUCCGCGAAUAGAUUGGUUGCUUCGCAGCUAUGUUGUGUGCUUUCAUGUUGAGACUCCGAAAAUUCGGUGGUAACCCGAAAAUAUACACUCUAGUCAUUGAUAGAAAGAUUCUACAGUCACACCGUCAUAAAAUGGAUACUUGCUCCAUGCUUACGGUUCGUAUGGG